GGAGAACGCCGUGUGGUGGCGCGCGCCAUGGCAUCGGGCGCCUACGGACUGGGGAGUGCGUCGGGCGCCGACGUCAGUGUGAGUGUGGCCGAGACGAUGCUGAACUCGCCCGGGUACGUGCUGCGUGACGAGAUGAAGUACAUCCCGCACCCGCAGCCGAGUCCGAUGUCGCACAAUCCGUGGAUGCUGCCGGCGCAGGCCGAGUCCGUGCACUGGACGCUGCACCCGCACGUCAGCGUGCACGAGGACGUGAAGCACCCGGCCGAGCUGACGCACGUCAGCCGUGUGCCGCAGCACGUGCCGCCGCCGUCGUGGCACCCGUCCGUGUCGCCCUCCUAUCUCAGCCCGCCGCCCAACGGCGCGCCGCCUCCGCAGCACCCGGCCUACAGCAUGCACAGCAUGAUGCCGCACCAGCUGCACCCGGGGCACCUGAGCCGCGAACCGCACGAGCUGAUGAUGCCGCAGAGCGAGCCCAGCCAGGAGCCGGAGGAGGAGGCGCCCUCUGACGACGACCUGGCCGUGUUCGCCAAGCAGUUCAAGCAGCGCCGGAUCAAGCUGGGCUUCACGCAGGCCGACGUGGGCCUGGCGCUCGGCACGCUCUACGGCAACGUCUUCAGCCAGACGACCAUCUGCCGCUUUGAGGCGCUGCAGCUCAGCUUCAAGAACAUGUGCAAGCUGAAGCCGCUGCUGCAGAAGUGGUUGGAAGAGGCCGACUCUACCACGGGCCUGACGGCAUCCGUCGAUCGGAUGGCCGCGCAGGGCCGAAAGCGGAAGAAGCGCACCAGCAUCGAAGUGUCGGUCAAGUCGCUGCUGGAGCAGCACUUCAUGAAACAGCCGAAGCCGGCGUCGCCCGAGAUCAGCAGCCUGGCCGGCUCACUGCAGCUGGAGAAGGAGGUGGUGCGCGUCUGGUUCUGCAACCGCCGCCAGAAGGAGAAGCGCAUGACACCGCUGGGCCCGUGCACGGGCUACGAUAAGGGAGACGGUGGCUCGCCUCAGUCGUAUGUCUCGCAGUCGGAGCUGCAGCAGAUGCAGGCGUCGCUUGGGCCGCCGCAGCCGCUGCCGCAGCAGCAGCGCGCGUCGCCCCACCAACACCAGCAGCAGCAGCAG
Messenger RNA from Pollicipes pollicipes, 1107 nucleotides. RefSeq names its product silk gland factor 3. Gene Ontology annotation, molecular function: RNA polymerase II cis-regulatory region sequence-specific DNA binding; DNA-binding transcription factor activity, RNA polymerase II-specific. The annotation marks the transcript as partial. NCBI's taxonomy places the organism in Eukaryota, Metazoa, Arthropoda, Thecostraca, Pollicipedomorpha, Pollicipedidae. The transcript has a single exon. Gene Ontology annotation, biological process: regulation of transcription by RNA polymerase II. The record is from RefSeq and is a predicted model, not a curated record.